AUGAACACAACGUUUUCUACAUUCUCCCAGUACGUCCUGGACUACAUCGUCAGCGAGAAACUCUAUUCCUACUUCGAGGUUUCCAUCAACUUGUGGACGAUGCUGUUUCUCUCUUGCUUCGGGGUGGCCACCAAUGUCCUCAACGCGGUCGUCUUUAUAAAGCAGGGUUUCAAUGAAGGCGUCAACAUCUCUCUCAUGGCCAUCACCUGCUGGGACCUGGUCCGCUGCCUCACCAGCUUGGUGCACCGAAUGUACGGCCCUCUCUACCCCGCCUCGUCCUUGUUCUCUUAUUACUGGCAGACCUACACCUUUUACCUGGACUACACCCCAAUCUUCGCCGGCUACGUCAACUACGCACUCACAGCCUAUGUCUCCGUGGAGCGGUGCUUGUGUGUGAGCAGGCCCUUCACGGUAAGGUCAAUCCUGACCCGCAAGUUCACCUUCAUCAUUGUUGUGGUCAUCUCUGUGGUCACUUUUGGCGCCUUCUUCGUCGUCUACUUUAUCUACGACAUCUACUUCCUGUACGUCCCAGAAUUCCAGAUGACUCUUCCGUUUUUCUACUACAGCGGGUUCUACUACCGAACCCAGAAAAUAAUAAUGCCUUACUACAACACCAUCGGUAUAGUUCUGCCAUUCUUGAGUUUUCUAGUGCUCUGCGCUUGCUCGUCCAUCACCAUCUACUACUUGAAGAAAUCCUCGGCAUUUACAAGCAAAGCGUCUUCAGCUUCGGGAAUUUCCCUUCGGGAGCAGAAAGUUUCAAAGAUGCUGUUGACCAUCAUCGCUGUCAAAAUCGGAAACCUGUUUCCCAGAAUUGUUUGUUAUGUGGCACAGCUGUCAGAACCGGAGUUUUACGCUUUAAAACAUUACCACUUCCUGUUCAUGACAGUGUCCAGGUUCAUGUACGUACUGGACUUCAUCAACGCAGACGUGACGUUCUUUAUAUACCUCAACAUGAGCACCAAUUUUAAAUCAACUUUUAAUCAUCUGUUUGUCCGAAUUAAACCGAGAAAGUGA
This is a messenger RNA of Biomphalaria glabrata, 1014 nucleotides long. RefSeq lists its product as uncharacterized. Gene Ontology annotation, cellular component: membrane. The record is from RefSeq and is a predicted model, not a curated record. NCBI's taxonomy places the organism in Eukaryota, Metazoa, Mollusca, Gastropoda, Planorbidae. The transcript has a single exon. Bases 1 to 1014 code for a protein of 337 amino acids.